AUGCACCUGGGGAUUCGUGAGGUGCUAAAAGCGGGUCUAGUGUGGGCCGAAGCUGUGCCGCUGUUCAGGGCUCCUGAGGCAGGGAUGGACAGCAACCGCCGUUUCGCUAGCGGGGAACAGGCGGCGGCAGCGGCGAAGGCGGCGGCGUCGGGGGAUGUGUCAUUUAGCCCCGCGAUGGCGCAGGCGGUGGAGCGACUCUGCAGGUUGUUGGACAAGGGCUUCGCCGAGAUGGGGUUCGGUAGGUUCGGGGGCGCGGUGCCGCUGGGGGAGGCCAUCUCUCUCGUGGCAUUCGACGUUUGUGUUCCGGAGGUCUUGAAGAGCUUGCGAGCUGCCCGGCAACCGAGCGAUAGUCGAGAGGGCGUCGAUUACCUCAUGCGUACGUUUCUCCCGGACGACCCGCCGGAGCCCGACGAAGUCGAUCAAGACUCCGCCCCCGCAGCACCACCAGCCGCCACGUCUUCCUCAGCGGCAGCCAAGGCUGACGGCAGCGAGCAAGCAUCUGACGAUCGGUCGACAGCGACUGGCGCGGUGGUAGACAGGGACGGGCACGACGGCAGCGGCGGCAAGAACACCGGAGGUGGCGGCGACAGCGGUCGAUCGGGGUCCCCCGCGAACAGCCGUGGCAGGGGCGGCAGCGCGUUCGUGGACGAGGCAGCGGCCGGUGGUGUGGGGCUGAUGCUCUCAAGUCCAACAAAUCUCGAGCCCUUUCUCCUACCAUCCGCCUCAUCUCUUCUCAUGGCGAAUUCGUCUUUGUCAGCGGCAGCGGUGACCGCCACACCGCCAGCCGGGGUUGGCGAGGGGGUAGGCGCGACGCUGCCACACCGACCAGGCGGCGGGGGAGCGUUAACGUCAGCGGCAGGAGCUCCAAACCCGUCUGUCAGUGCCGCAGCGGGGCUACUAUCCUAUAGGUAUUCUGUGGGGGCAAGCGGGAGUGGAGGAGCGAUGGGGGGUGACGAGAGACUGUGGCUGGUGUACGACGGCGAUUCCGCUGCGGGCAAAGGCGUGGUCAGCAAGGUCAACGCUCCUGAUCCGUACUGGUUAGGACGCGCGCCGCCCGGAGCGGUUUGUCCUCACCGACACAGUAUGGAGUUUUUCUCUUCGUUCGAGAGCGCCAAUCUUCUACGCGCAGUGCAGAGAGGACCUGCGGAGUAUGAUCUCUUCCUCCGGCCGGACCUCCACACCCACGGGCACACCCAGUGGUUCUACUUUGCCGUGCGCGGCACACACCCUCCCGGAGUGGUCGGCGACUCGGUGAUUAAGUUCAACGUGGUCAACCUCACCAAGCCUGAUAGCCUGUUCGCGAUGGGCAUGAGGCCGGUAAUGUACUCCCACAAGGAUGCCGAGGAGAAAGGGCUUGGGUGGCGGCGUUGCGGCCACGGAAUCGACUACCGUAGCAACGGGUACUCCUGGUACAAGCCGGAUGGAUCGCACGCCAGCUUCUACACGCUUUCGCUGUCGGUGACCUUCCCCAACUCCGGGGAUACUUACCGCCUGGCUCACGCGCAUCCCUAUUCGUACUCUGAUCACAAGCGACAUCUCGCCGGACUCCUUGAGAACGAGCGCACGUCGAGAUAUCUCAACCACACAAUCCUGUGCAAAACACUGGGCGGCAACGACUGCGACCUUCUUACGGUUACAGACCCCCACGACACACCGAUAACCGCCACGGGAGUAGUAAGUAGCAGAAGCAGUAGCUAUGGCAGCAGUCCCCCAAGCUCUAGCCAGCAACAACAACACCAAGGGCAGCAGCAGCACGAAAGACAUCACGGGGCAGGAGUAGAGCCCCCAGGGGUGACCACCUCAAGCAACAAUAGCGGGAAUACAAAAACCAACCUCGAGAAGUCAGAAACAACUACAGAACCGAUAGCCGCAGCAGCACCGGUAGCUGGCGGGGCGUCACAAGCAGGGGCGAUGAACGGCAGCGGCGGUAUUGGUGGCGAGGACGUCGGUAACGGCUCUCUUGGAGUAGGAGCAGGAUUAGGGGGCCGGUACGGUCUGGGCAGUAUGGUGGGCCGGCGCGGGAUGAACAAGCGUUGCGUGGUGAUCAGUGCGCGGGUGCACCCAGGAGAGACUCCGGCGAGCUGGAUGAUGCGAGGAAUGCUGGACUUUCUCAUGGGUGACAGUGCCGAGGCUAGGCUUCUUCGAUCCCUGUUCGUGUUCAAGAUCGUGCCAAUGCUCAACCCGGAUGGGGUCGCAUUUGGCAACAACCGUUGUAGCUUGGCGGGAGUAGACUUGAACCGUCAGUGGAAGAGGCCGUCUCGUGCUUUGCACCCGACGGUGUUUUGGCUGAAGCAACAUAUCCGGCAGGAGCAGGGGAAGAAGGGGGUUGCGAUGUACAUCGACCUACAUGGGCACAGCCGAAAGAUGAAUAUUUUCAUGUACGGUGCCGACGAGAAGCGUAGGGGCGUCUCCUGCCCCUCAGCGCGCGUAUUUCCCAAGCUGCUCAGCUGGAACCGCUUGGGACGGAAGUACGUCUCCUUCAAGGAGUGCUCUUUCGCAGUGAAGAAGGGGAGGGAGGCCACGGCAAGGGUAGUGGUGGCACGAGACCUUGGCAUUGGCAACAGUUACACCGUGGAGAGUACCUUCUGCGGGGUGGAUUUCGGUCCCUUGAAGGACCACCAUCUCAACACUGAUCACCUGCAGGAAGCGGGUGUGGCGAUUUGCGACGCACUCCUCGACUACUACCUCCCAAAUCAGGCCCAGCGGGAGCGGGCACACAGCGAUCUCAUGGCGAGAGACGGCAUCGAGGGGUCACGGCUAGACUUGCUCAACAUGCCUCCGCCGAACGGAACAAUUAUUGCUGCUGCCGUCUCCGGUGGGGGAGGUUCCGACGUUGAACCUUCCGCGGAUGGAGAGAGUAACGGCGGGAGGGGCGCGGGUAGGAGUAACGUUGGCGGCUGUGGCGCAGCCGGCGAGGAGGGGGGGGCACAGGGAAUGGAGGGACUAGACAUCGACGAUGAUGUGGUCGAUAACAACGACGACAUCGAAUCAGAAGAUGACAAUGACUCCGCAGACGCGGCCGCGGGAGCGGAGGCGGAAUUGGAGGCCUCUCCUGAAGAGACCGAUCCGGACAACCCGUCGGACGCAGACCCGCCGUUCACCACCACACCAUCCCCGCAGAGCACCCUGCCACCAGCAGGCGUCGUUGCUCAGGCACGAAGAGCCCCUUCCUCCUCUCCACGCAUCGGGGCCAGCGGGCAGGAGCCACUGAGACGAACGGGCGGAGAAGAUAGUGCAAUAGACCCUGAUGCCCCUUUGGUCUCAGCGAGACGUGGUGGUGGUCGUGGUGGUGGCAGUGGGAGCAGCGAGGCUGUCGCAGAAAGUGCUUUCGGUGACGCUACGGCGCGCAAUCGAGCAAAGCACGAGCAAGGCGGGGAUGGGGAAGGAGCGGGGGUUGGAGAGAGCAACAAGACCAACCCUUGGGCCGGGAUAGAGUGGGGUCAAGGAGAAGGGGAGAGCGGCGACACGGUGCGGAGAUGGGGGAGAGUGGUACAAGAGGUAGACGGUUACGGCUCGAGCGAAAUAGGGGCAAACGGCGACCUAGAGAUACCGCCGACUACGGGGGACGCAGGGUUGGGGGGAAGCGGGAAAGAGGAAGGGCGCCGGUCGUCGACGAGUCUCGGCAAGGCAGGAAGUCGAACCGAAGCGACGGGCGAAGACGGUGGUCAGGCAGCAACAGCUGCAGUGGCGGUGGCGGCCACGCGGGCGAAAGUCACGACAGGGGAACCACCUCCGCCGUCGGGACGGAAAAGCAGGAAGGAACGGCGACGUGCCUCCGGUUCGCGCGCUCCGAAGGCGUUGGCUCUGAGCGGAAACCGUGGGAGAGGUGGGAGCGAGCGCAGUAUCGUCGUACGGCAACAUCGUCCCCGCGGCACCUUUGGAAACGGCGGGAGCAAUGACGAUGCCGCCCGGCGCGCAUCCGACGCAGCAUUGCAGGCCGCGUCGAACGUUCUAGCUGCGUGUGCCAGCAACAGCACUACCGGCGGCCCAAUAGGCAAGCCCCGACGUCGCGUUCGCGCCUUGCCGGACAACGGCCAUUUCACCCCAAACAGCGGCAGUGGUAGCGGCGCAAGCCGCAGCAGCGCCAGUAGCACCAGCAGCCGAGGGGGCGCCAGCAGUGGUCGCAGUCGAGGGGGCGGCAGUAACCUAAGUUUCCGCGGUGGAAUCGCAAGCGGAACAUCGCCCACGGUGGGGACCCCGGAGUCAGCACCCAGAUCGGGCUCGAGCCUGGUGGACUCAACGCAAGACGGGGGGCGGGGGGGGGGCGGGGGGGAUGUUGCCACGGCGGGGGUCGUCAAGCGAGGUGGCAACCCGAGAUGGCUGAGCCCAACCAACAUCACCACUGGUUCCGGGGUGGGAGGGGCCGAGGGCGAUUGGAGCGAGCGCGGGAGUCUUCCUUCAAACUUUGUCCAACGAGUAGGUUCUGUCCAGCAAUCUCCCUUUCACGAGCGCGACAACAGCGACGCAGUGCGCUCCUCUCGACAGCAAGCCGAGGUCGGUGCAGCUGCACCGGAAAUCGGAGUAUUCAGCGGGGGCGGGGGCGGUGGUGCCAAAGGCUUGACAAGCAGCGGCGAUGUCGUCGGGGGUUUGCGGGGGCGCAUAGUUAAAGGCCGCGGAGUGAUCGCCGUUGGUGUAGGCGGGGAAAGGACGGCGGAUGAAAAGCCAACCUCCGUGCCGGCCGCCCUUUUCGCGCUGCCGGUUUUAGAGGAUGGUGGUGGGGGCGGCACCAGCGGAACUGGGGCGCGGGGAAUGGGCGGGCGGAAGAUACAAGCAUAG
Ectocarpus siliculosus is the source of this 4776-nucleotide messenger RNA. NCBI's taxonomy places the organism in Eukaryota, Phaeophyceae, Ectocarpales, Ectocarpaceae. The record is from the annotation of a GenBank genome assembly.